This is a messenger RNA of Paramecium pentaurelia, 2429 nucleotides long. The record is from the annotation of a GenBank genome assembly. Lineage: Eukaryota; Ciliophora; Oligohymenophorea; Peniculida; Parameciidae.
AUGGCAAAGUUGGAAAAGGCUGCAAAUGAUCUCGAUUUUUACAAAAAUCGUGAUGAAACUCAUCCAUAGAACCUUAAUUAUGAACCUCCUGUUGAAGAUUUCUAUGGGCCAGUGGCUACAGAAUUGAGAUCUUGUACAGAUCUUAUAUGCAUAUUUAUUUGGAUUAUAUUUUUGGGGUUUUCAUUUGCUUAUGGUUUUUAUGGUAAAACUAGUUGCAAAAUAUAUAAUAGCAUACUAAGAAUUUAAAUUAGAAAGGCUCUAUCGGAGUUCCGAUUUUAGAACUGACUUAUGUGGAAUUAAAUAAUUAGAGAAUAAACCUUUUGCUUAUUUCCUUGAUCCAGAUAAUUUAUUUGAUAUAGCAAUUUGUGUAGAAAAAUGUCCGAAUGCUUUAGACUAUGUAAAUAAAAAAAAUAAAAAAUAGACUUAAUAAAUUUGUUUAUAUGAUAUUGAUGGAUAAACUAUUUUGGAAGAUUAUUGUUAUGAUACAUACUAUACUGAUCCUUACAUUGUUUAUUGUAUGCCUUUAGAAUUAGGAUAAAGAAGAAAUGCAAUUGAAAAGAUUAUAAAUAGUGAUAUGUAAAUUUUUAAAAGAAUAGCUGGUGAUUUUUGGAUAGUAUAAAAUAUAUAUAUAUAUAAAUUAGAAUAUAGAAUUAAUAAUAGGAGCAUUUGCUGUUUAAAUAGUAGUAGGAAUAAUUUUUGUCAUUAUAUUGUUAGGAAAGAGUAUGAUUUGAAAAUAAAUUAGGAAUUGCUCAUAUGAUGUUAUGGGGUUUUGUAACAGGAUUUUGUGUUGCUAUGGUAUUUUUGUCUAAAUAUUUGGAUGAAGAAAAAUAAAAAGUUAUUUAAAGAGAUUGUCCUGUUGAUAUUUAGGAUCCUUAUUAAUGUGUGGCAGCACAUCUAUAUUUAUUAGAAAUUAUAAAGUAAGCUUUAUUAUACUUAAUUCCUGUAUAUGUAUUCUUCUUAAUUUACUGUUUUCAUUAAAUUUUAAGAAUGAUUUAAGUCAUGGAAAGAAUGCUUAAGCCUUUAAGGUAAAUGCUACAUGUAUUAAUAAUUCCAUUAGUUAUAUCAUUAUUACAAUCUGCAUUAGCAAUCCUAUUUAUUUUAGUCUUAAUAGGAGGUAUAAAUUCUGGAACACCAGAAACUGUUCCAGCUCCUGUUGGCUUUUCCAGUACUUCAUAUAGAAAAGUAGUGUUUUAGGUGUGGUAAGAGAGAGGAUUUUAUGUUGUAUUAUUUUUUAUGCUUUGGACAUUAUAAGCAUUUUAUUAUUAUGUUCGAUGUUAUAUUGCUUGCUGUUGUUCAGUCUGGUAUUUCAGUAGAGAUAAAAAUUAUUUAAAUGCUCCAAUGUUAAGACCUCUUUGGUACACUAUUAGGUAUCAUAUGGGAAGUUUUUUGAUGGGAGCAUUAUUGGUUCCUAUUUUCUGGAUUCCAAAUGCUUUGUUUUAUUAUUGGAAAUCUAUGUUAUUAUCUAUGUCAAGAAAAAGCUUUCUUUUGCACAUUUUAUUGUUUUUUUCAAUUCCAGGAUUUUGGUUUUAUGAAUAUGCAGGAAAAUAUAUUAGUCAUAGGAAUUUUAUGCAUAUAGCUAUUUUUGGAGAAAGUUUUUGGUUGGCAGGACAAAAAGUAUUUUAUUUAAGAGAAAGAAAUUCCUCAAGAAUAGAAAUGAUUAAGAGAACUCUUGGGUUUGUAAGGCUAAUAGGAAUGUUAUUUAUAUCAUCAGUAGGAACUUACUUAGUUUAUUAUUAAUUAUAUACUAAUUAAAUGAUUGAUAGAUUUGUUAUUGAUAUUAAAGAGGCAGUUCAUUAUCCAAUAGUACCUGCUAUAUAUGUUUUUUUGGUAGGAUUAUAUAUUUCAUAAAACUUUUCAUCUAUAAUUGAUAUAGUUGCUGAAAUAAUGGUAUUUGAUUUAGUAGCAGAAGAAGAAAUGUUUAUGGGAUAAUCAAGAUUUGCUGAUUAAGAUAUGCUUGAAUUUGCAAAUAAAUAUAGCAAAGAAAAGCUAAAAUCUGAUUUUGUUGUAACCAAUUAAGGAAGGUUAAAUCCAAUGAAUGAAGGAGAUGAAGCUAAUAAAGCUUUAGAAAAAUUUGAUUUGAAAGAUUUAAUGGAAUAAGAUGAAGAAGAACCUGAAGAACCAGAGAUACCAGAACCUCCUAUUGAAGAACCAAAAGAAAAAUCUGUUAAAAGUGAAGAAGAUGAUCAAUUUGGAAAAGGAAAUGAAUUAGAUUUGGAUGAAUUAGGAGAUAUGAAUAAUAAAAAUAAUGAUGAAUAAUUUGAUGAUGAAGUAUAAUAUUUAAUAUAUAAUUUUAUAGUUAGCAGAAUUUAAUAAAUAAAGAGUACAAGAUGCCAAUAACAAAAAGAAAUUAGAAGAAGAUGUUAUUAAUUUAGAUAAAAACAAAUAAUAAGCAGAUGGUGCAAAAAAGACGGAUAGGAAAAGAUUUUGAA